AUGACUAACGCAGAAUUGUUGCAAUCUCAAAUUAAGAAGCUCGCCGUACUGAAAUCUACACGGGAAAAGUUAUUUGCUCAAGUUCAAAACUGUUAUGACUCCGUGAAGAGAACCACCGUUGAUACAGCUCUUCAGUUCAAGCCUCGGUACGAAAAACUAGAGGUUAUUGAGAUAGAAAUGGAUAAGACUCAGAAUGCAAUUAUUCAGCUAAAUGCAGAUUUAUUGGAUAAUCGCCAUGCUCUCGAAGUCUACCUGGUGAAGACACAACCUCCGCAGCAAACCAGCAGUAAUUCGGUCGCCAACAGCAACCAGCAUUUGCCCAGAAUAAAUAUCCCUACGUUCACCGGUCGCAUCGAAGAAUGGUCGGUGUUUUUCUCACUGUUCGAUUCGGUUGUCCACAAAAACGAUGCGUUAUCAGAAGCUGAAAAAUUCCAGUAUUUGCGCUCUUAUCUGCGAGAUGACGCAUUAACAGUCAUUGCCAAUUUUCAUUUAACCCCCGAAAAUUACGCACUGGCGUAUGAGGCAUUGCAACUUCGCUACCAGAAUAAAAGACGGUUGGCGACUCACUACGUCAAUCAACUUCUAGGUUUUAGUCCUUUAUCAUCCCCAAGUUCUAGCAGUUUGAGACAUUUUUUGAAUAUUCAUUCGAAUUCCAUUAAUGCUCUUAAGGCUUUGAAUCUUCAAGACCUUGGUGAUUUUUUGCUGUUUCAAUUAUCGUUUGCAAAUUUGGAUCCUCUAUCUAGAAAAGCUUUUGAGAAUAGGCAAAGUUCAAAUUCCGUUCCCAGCUAUCAGGCGUUAAUUGAUUUCAUAACGGAUCAGAAUCGAACGUACGAACUUCUCUCUCAGGACACAAAAUCACCGAAAUGUAAAUCUCUAUCAGUUAAGUCAUUCCGUGCUUCACUCAUGACAAAUGCCAAAUCCGAUGCCUCCUCUACGUGCUCUGUCCCGUGCGUGCUCUGCAAAGGUUCACAUCCCUUUCCGGCAUGCUGCGAAUUUCUCCAGAAAACAAAUGAACAGAAAUAUGAUACGUUGAAGAGAUUGAGACGAUGUUUCAACUGUUUGGGUGCUCAUAAUCGAAAUGAAUGUCAAUCUCGUAAAACUUGUCGUAUUUGUCACAGCAACAAGCAUCACUCCGUGUUACACCAGGAGUCCAAGGUGGAUACCUCCGAAACUAGUACUUCUCCCUCUGUAGAGGAAAGAAAAUCUCCCGUUGUGUUUUCGUGCAAGACCUCAGCGGAGCGCAACACUGUUUUACUAGCGACUGUGACAGCCCAGAUCCAAGACUGUAAUGGAGAUUAUCACAAGAUAAGAGCUGUGGUUGAUCCCGGCUCUCAAGUAUCAGUGAUUACUUCAUCAACGGCGCAACAUUUGGGAUUAAAAAGAAGCAGAUCUCCCAUUGAAGUUACUGGCAUCGCCAGUUUUCCUGUCCGAACUCAAGGUCUCAUUCGUACCACUCAGGCUCUAGAACUCGUGCUGAUGUCUCAGACGUUACCUUCUCACAUUAAGGAUCAGUUCAGUCAUCUAACGUUAGCUGAUGAAAACUUCCAUCAAGCUGCUCGAGUUGAAUUCUUAAUUGGAGCAGAUCUAUAUCCUCACAUUUUAUGUAAUACGCAGCCUAAUGUUAUUCAAGGACAACCCUCUGCCAUUGACACAAUCUUUGGAUGGAUAAUUAUAGGCUCGAGUUCAUCUUCAACAAAUUCCCCCUUGUGUUCUCUUCUCACAUGCACCGAUUCUCUUGAUGAUACCGUUCGUAAGUUUUGGGAAACUGAGACUCUCGCUGAUAACCUUUCAGUCUCCAAUCCUGAAGAUGACUUUUGUCAAGCUCAUUUCAAGGACACGCACUAUCGCGAUCGUUCAGGCAGAUAUGUGGUAUCAAUGCCAGUCCGUGAGCAGCGCUCGCCGCUUCUCAGCAACCGAGAGACAACUCUGAACACUUAUCUCAAAAUGGAAGCUCGAAUGUCUCGGCGUCCCCAACUCAACGCUGCUUAUAUUACUUUUCUCCAAGAAUACCGCGAUCUCGGACAUAUGCAACUAGCCGCACAAUCUUCCAUGUACGUAAUGCCUCAUCAUUGUGUUCAAAAGGAAACUAGUUCAACUACCAAAGUGCGAGUUGUGUUUAACGGAUCCUCCUCUGACUCAAACGGGACAACGCUUAAUCAGGAACUUCUGCCCGGUCCUAAGCUACAAAAGGAUUUGAGCCACAUUCUCAUGAAUUUUCGCCUUCAUGCUAUAGCAGUCACAGCGGAUAUUCAACAGAUGUAUAGACAGAUUUGGUUGAAUCCAAAGCAACGUUAUCUCCAGCACAUAUUCUGGAGGCCAGAUCCCGCUUCUAAUGUGCAGGAGUAUGAGUUAAAAACAGUGACAUAUGGUUUAGCACCAUCAGCAUAUCUUGCUCAACGUGUCCUUCUCCAGCUCGUCGAGGACGAAGGGCAUGAGUUCCCAUUGGCAGUACAAGCUAUCACAGAAAGCACCUAUGUGGACGAUAUUGCGCAUGGUGCCUCUACAGUUGAGGAAGCGAAGUCGCUACAGUUACAACUCGCAAACCUACUCAAUCGUGGCGGUUUCCAGCUGAGAAAAUGGGCUAGUAAUGAUCCAAUUGCUCUAGAUCAUGUUCCAGAACAGCAUCGUGAAUCUCCGUUGAAUUUCUCAAGUGACGAUCCUUCUAUUAAGAUUCUUGGAUUACGGUGGGAUCCUCGGUCUGAUACUUUCACCUAUUAUGUACAAGAAUUUGAUUCUCAAGUUACCAAGCGCACUGUUCUUUCUUAUAUCGCUCGAAUCUUUGAUCCCAUGGGGUGGUUAUCUCCAAUUGUAUUUUGGGCUAAGCAUUUUCUGCAACAGAUAUGGAUCUCUAAAGUGGGCUAUGAUGAUAUCCUGCCGCCUUCCCUAUCGGAGGCUUGGGGAAGGUUUUCUUCUCAAAUGCGGUGUCUACGCGCACUUAAAAUUCUUCGAUACAUUCUCCAAAGUUUGCCACGUUUGCUCUUGGUGGGAUUCUCGGACGCUUCCUCUAAAGGAUACUCCGCUUGCAUCUAUUUACAUGCGUAUGAUUCCAGUAGCACUUGUAGGAAUUAUCUUUUGAAGGCCAAGAACAAAGUGGCACCCCUCAAGACAUUGACUAUUCCUCGAUUGGAACUCUGUGGAGCGUUGUUAUUAUCUAGACUACUUCGUGAUGUGAUUAAAUCUCUUAAAGCCGUAAGAUUUGAAAAUGUUCAUCUCUAUACCGAUUCUCAGAUUGUCCUUGCAUGGCUCCACACCUCUCCUCAUCUUCUCAAAACCUACGUGGCCAAUCGUGUAGUUCGCAUAUUAGAGCAUACAUCUCUUCACCAAUGGGCACACACAGUGUCGAAUCAAAAUUCAGCCGACUUUGCGUCUCGAGGAUUAUUUCCCGAAGAGAUCCUGGAUUGUCAUUCCUGGUGGAAUGGACCAGAUUUUAUGCGGAAUCCGCCGUCCAAGUGGCCCGUAAGCGACGAUAAUUAUGUCGCACCCGAAGAGCUCCCUGAGCGUAAAAACGAUCCUAUAGUUUUGCGCAUCCAAGCCGACCCAGAAAAUCCUCUGUAUGAAGUUGUGUCACGAUUUUCUUCAUUUAGUAGACUACAACGCGCUUUCGCAUUUAUUCGCCGAUGGCUACUCCGAAUAAGAUGUCCCGAGAUGAAGGGUCCACUCUCAAGCGAAGAGAUGCGAUACUCGACCUUAUCGCUUGUGCGUCUCACACAGCAAAACCAUUUUUCUCUGCUUAUAGAAGAGUUGCGUUCCAAAGGUCACACCACAACUCCAUUAAGGAAGCUGUUCCCAUUCUUGGAUGCAAUGGGUAUAGUUAGGGUGGGCGGACGGCUACGACACUCCGCCCUUCCCCUAGAUGCGAAACACCCUCUGCUUUUACCUCAGAAAGCUCAUCUCUCGGCUUUAAUUUGCGACUACUAUCAUCUGUACGCUUGCCACGCUGGACCUAGAAGCGUGCAGACGCUUAUACAGCAGAAGUUCUGGAUAAUAUCGAUUCGAUCCCUCCUACGGCAGCGCAUUUUUCGCUGCAUUCGCUGUUUUAAGUUUAAAUCGAAACCUGUAUUUCCCUUCAUGGCUGAUCUACCACCAGCUCGAGUUCAACCUAACAAGCCGUUUUCCUCUGUUGGCAUUGACUUUGCCGGACCCUUCACGGUCAGGGAAUGUCGUCGACGUAAGGCCCACACAUACAAAGGGUAUCUCUGUUUAUUCAUAUGUAUGUCUACGAAAGCGGUCCAUUUAGAAAUGGUCUCGGAACUCACCACGAAAGCCUUCUUAGCCUCGCUCAACAGAUUCACCGCACGCCGUGGUCUACCCUCUGACAUAUACUCUGAUUGCGGACGUAACUUUCUCGGCGCCGCUCGCCACCUGAGGGAGGUGAGUCAGUUUCUACGUUCGCACUCCUCUGAGAUAACGAGUUCCUUAACUUCUUUGGAGAUAAAAUGGCAUUUUAACCCUCCAGCCGCCCCCAAUUUUGGCGGCCUAUGGGAGGCUGCGAUCAAAUCCGCAAAGAGUCUCUUGUAUCGAUCAAUCGGCACCUCUCUCUUAACUUUCGAAGAGUACAGCACGCUAUUUUGUAAGAUUGAGGCGGUAUUGAACAGCCGUCCCUUAUGUGCCGUCACCUCUAACCCAGAAGACGCUGUAGAUUACCUAAGCCCUGGACAUUUCUUAGUCGGCAGACCGUUAUUGCAACCUCCUGAAGCUCCCUUGGAGGACAACUUGAACUGGACCUGUCGGUGGCAACUACUCUCCCAGCUGUAUCAGCGGUUCUGGAAGAGGUGGUCUACGGAGUAUCUCCAUACUCAACUCCAACGUCAGAAGUGGAAUAAGGAUCAACCAAACAUUCAACCCGGCGCCAUUGUCGCAUUGUAUGGCGCAGAAACUACCCCCCUUUCAUGGCCGUUAGGACGCGUACAAGAGGUACAUCCUGGAACCGAUGGAGUCGUCCGUGUGGCCACAGUGAAAACCUCGACCGGUUUAUAUACGCGUCCGGUAAACAAGCUCGUGAUUCUCCCAACCCAAUUCUCAAUGGAGAAUUGA
This is a messenger RNA of Zophobas morio, 5034 nucleotides long. RefSeq lists its product as uncharacterized. Gene Ontology annotation, biological process: DNA integration. The transcript has 3 exons. Gene Ontology annotation, molecular function: nucleic acid binding. Bases 1 to 5034 code for a protein of 1677 amino acids. The record is from RefSeq and is a predicted model, not a curated record. NCBI's taxonomy places the organism in Eukaryota, Metazoa, Arthropoda, Insecta, Coleoptera, Tenebrionidae.